Messenger RNA from Corticium candelabrum, 1954 nucleotides. RefSeq lists its product as uncharacterized. The transcript has 3 exons. The coding region runs from base 122 to 1939 and encodes 605 amino acids. The record is from RefSeq and is a predicted model, not a curated record. Lineage: Eukaryota; Metazoa; Porifera; Homoscleromorpha; Homosclerophorida; Plakinidae.
AACACCUGAAACACCAAACUUAAUAGCAACUCAAAUAACAUUACUCAACCAACGCCAACUUAUAGACAUUCUAGAUACAGACAGAAACAACAGACUAUUGAAAAAUUCAUCAGAGUAGCAAAUGUCUUCCUUACCUUCCCGCCUUCUACCCAAAUGCAAGUUAAAUGUCAGAACAUCAAUGAGAGCGUGGGAAAAGAGCAGAGAACACUCUACACUCGUCGAACUGCUAGACAACCUACACACUCACGACGGCUGCGCCUGCUUUACGUCAGCGGACGACAUCGUUUCUCAACUGCAAACAAGAAACGAACGUUCUCCACCGGACAUGAAUUCCCAUUCGUCAUGGGUGGUGUUCAUUCAAGAUGCCGACUCAGCAACUCGCCUUGUCACCACCCCACUGGAAUGUUGCCGAGGUGUCUUCAUCUCCGCAGCAACCAUACAACAAACUGUCGUAGACAAAUUGUCAGCUCGCGUUCCCUGUUGUCGGUGCCACAGGCCCGUGCUCGCAGUCAAACAGACAUUUUGUUUCUCUGUUGAGAAUUUGAUUUCUGGCACGGAGAGAAAGCUCAUCUCUGUUGGACGACCGUCGAUUCUGUUCUCUAAGAUUUCUGUGCCGAUUGAUUGGCAGAAGUACAGGAUCCAGUCAGAGAGAUGCGAAGACGAGACGUCACUUGAUGAUGUCGUGGUGAUCCCCAGGCAACCGGAGCUACAAUUUCGACGUUUGCUGAGUGAUAGUGUUCUGUUUCUCGAUCUUGACACUAGAACCGAGAUCAGCGAUAUGUUACUCAUGUGCAUCGCUCAUCACACGCCUUUGAUUGUCAACAAGACGGUCAGCGCCGUCGAGUAUCUAGGAGAGAAAUACCCACUCUUCGUCGACGAUCAUGAUAAAAAACAAGUUGACAGUGUAGCUCUGCUGGAUGUUGACCUGCUAGCAAAAGCAUCAGACUACAUAGCAAACGUGGCACACAAGAGCCGAGAGAGAUUUCUAAGGGACAUACAGAAGAGUGCCAUCUAUAGAUCUCUACCUAUACCACUCUCUCAAAAAAGACAACAAAGGCAACUAAAAUAUUGGAAAGAGUACGACUUGACAAUUUUGAUCUGUACCUACACAAGAACGCAAAAUCUUCCUGAUAUACUCAACAGAUUAUGUCAGCAAGACUUCAAAGGAAGUUUUGAGGUCGUCAUCUGGAACAACAACGAGAGGACGCACGAGUUUGUUGAACGCGUCUAUGGUGAGUAUGCAGGCCAACUCGACCUCAAACUACAACUCAGUAGCGAAAACUACUAUUGCAUGCCGCGUCUAUCCGCAGCCAGCCUCAUGCAGAGCGACAUCCUGAUCACCUGUGACGACGACGUCCUACCAGAGCGGACGUACGUAUCGCAAUUCGUGGAGAAACACAAAGAAUAUGGCGGAGAGACGGUCCUCUGCUGCAGUGGACACUCUUUCGUCCCGCACAGACUCGACGACGAAAACCCCGAUCGUUUCUGGAGCAAACAAGAGCGCACACUCAAGACCUUCCACAAUACAACGAGUCCAGACUCAGAGGUUCAUUAUUUUCACGGUCAAAGCAGUUUGAUUCCUAAGCAUCUUCUCUUGCUAGUGACUGCCCACCAACUGCCCGAUCCCGGGUUUGCUCUGGUCGACGACUACUGGAUGUCAUUCGUUCUCUCGCACCGCCUACGAGUUCCUAUCUGGAAGAUCCGUGCCGAGUCUAUGAUCUCGUUCUCGGAGUCCGCAUUCGAUCCUCAGCAGGCUAUGUGCUACGAUCCGAUCGUUAGAGAGCAACGCAUCAACUUCUACGUCUAUCAUAUGCGACAAGGAUGGCCGUUUGAGAGCAAGAUGAUAGCGAGAUGGAGUGACAAAGAGGUGACGGACAAAUUGGCCCCUGGGAUAUCGUCGUCUGCAGGAUACGUAGUAAUAGAUCACUAUUCUCGUUAGUUGUUUAGUACGCAC